AUGACUUCGGGAUCUGAUAUUGACACGGAUUGCAUGUCAUUGACUAGAUUUAUUGUUGCAGAACAACAGCGUUAUCCUUCAGCCACGGGUGAACUCACUCAGCUAAUGAACGGCUUGCAAACUGCCGUCAAGGCUGUCUCCAGUGCUGUAAGAAAAGCUGGAAUUGCUCAGUUGUUCGGCCUUGCUGGCUCUUCAAAUGUCCAAGGAGAGGAAGUAAAGAAGCUUGACGUGUUGGCUAAUGAACUUUUUAUUAAUAUGCUCAAAUCAUCGUAUACUACUUGUCUUCUGGUUUCUGAAGAAAAUGACACCUGUAUUACAGUUGAGCCAGAGAAACAGUCAUAG
Messenger RNA from Protopolystoma xenopodis, 342 nucleotides. Lineage: Eukaryota; Metazoa; Platyhelminthes; Monogenea; Polystomatidea; Polystomatidae. The record is from the annotation of a GenBank genome assembly.